AGGAGAUUAUCACCUGCUGACCUGGCCAGAGGUCAAGAGAGGAAGUGUUGACUUUCAGUGAAGUGUAAACUGGGUCAAGAGGAUUACUGGUCCUUCUGCUUAGCUUAGUUACCUCAAAUUAGGAUAAGGGUAAGGAGAGGUCUGCUGUCUACAGCGGCCAUCUGUCUGUGGACAGUCGAGCGCUCACGCUGCUGUAAAUGGAGACAAGUCUGGAGUUGGAUGUUUUGAUAUACCCAGAUGAAGUGAGGAUUGCUACUCCGGAGGAGCUUGCAGAAUGGGAACUGGAGACUGCGAGCCAGGUGUCCAUACCCACCGUCCGACUCUUUGUGGCCCUUUACCCAUACAACCCUGCUGCAAUGUCUCCUAACUAUGAGACGGCUGCAGAGGAGCUACCUUUUGUACCAGGCCAGAUAAUCAAGGUGUGUGGAGACAAAGACUCCGAUGGUUUCUAUCACGGUGAGUCUGGUGGUCUCUCCGGUUAUGUGCCAAGUAACAUGGUGGCUGAAAUCCCAGUGGAUGAUGAGUACCUGAAGCAUCUACUCAUGCAGCAGGGAUUCCUUCCUGUGGACCACGCAGGUAUGUCUUUCACGCCAGAUCCGAGCGACAUAGGCAGUAUCCCUGAUGAUGUAGUUGUUCGACGAAUGGUGGCCUUAUUUGACUAUGAUCCAUGGGAAAGUUCACCCAACAUGGACAGUGAAGUCGAACUUGGCUUUCGUUCAGGAGACAUCAUAUAUGUAUUAGGUGACAUGGAUCAAGAUGGAUUUUACUAUGGGGAUCUGCACGGACGGCGAGGUUUGGUUCCGUCAAACUAUCUGCAGCCGCUGCCCUGGGAUUAGAAGAAAACACCACGCUAGGAUGUUUGCUACAGAUGCCAAGUCUCAGACACAGUGAGAAAUAAGCAGUUUUUAUUUUAAAAAAAAGUUAAAUUGACAUUUUAUGUGUAAAAAAAUACAUUUUUUAUUUUUUUAUUAUAGUAUGGCACUGCACCUGCUUUAGAUUGCAAGUCAAUGAAGGUUUAUGCAGAUAAGCAACUAAUUAAGCCAGUAUUACCAGUGUUUAUCAGGAUAAAAAUAGUCCUUGUUAUUGUCAGAUAAUUAAUUUAUUAAAAAUGUGUGACAAAAAUUACAAACCAUUUUGUUUAAAAAUACAAAUCAUACAUGUUUUAAAACUCAAAAACCAUGUAAAAAGAAAAAUUAACUCACUUCAUAUUUGUCUACAUUCACGUUGCUUCUACUUUAUGCACUUUCACAAAAAUUAAUUUACAAAAUGAAAUUUUAUAUAUCUGUAUUAUAAUAUGAACAAACUGUAAUUAUUUCAAAUAUACUGGAUGGCAAUGGAUAUUAUUAUUAUUAAUAUGGAUUAUUUUAGCCUUAAUAAUACACAUUUAGUCUCAGUUUUUUGCAGACCACAGUGUAUUAAUAUAGAAUGUUCAUAUUUGCCUUAUAUCCUGUUUAUAUAUUUUCUAUAUUUGGCUCAUAGUUUUUGAGUUUUGCAGCAGUUUUUAUGUAAAAAAAAAAUCACAACAGAAACUUUGUAUAAAAGAAAGGAUUGUAAUCAUGUUAUCAAUGUAAUAACUAUAAAGCAGAAACUGAAAAUGAAUAAAUAAUCUUGAAUUUGUACAAUG
Molecule: messenger RNA, 1624 nt
Organism: Morone saxatilis (striped sea-bass)
Lineage: Eukaryota; Metazoa; Chordata; Actinopteri; Moronidae
Product: RIMS-binding protein 2
Exons: 6
Coding region: 198-836 (212 amino acids)
Biological process (GO): neuromuscular synaptic transmission
Molecular function (GO): protein binding
Source: RefSeq, a predicted model, not a curated record